AUGGCGGAUUCCAUCUCUGCGGAAAAGGAGCAGCCCAGGAAAAGGAAAAAAAAGAAGAAGGAGCCUAUAAGUAAAGGCAGAAAAACCGAAAAGGCAAAGAACCCGGAAGAGGACUACAAAGAGCUGUACGCGGAGCAGGUCCAAGAGAUACUUGCGCUGAACCAUAUUUACUUCCCGAUCUAUGUGGACCGCCCAGGACACAUCAAGAAGGCGCACUUGCCAAGCGACCUGAUGAGCAAAGAGGAAUAUAAUGAGAAGAACAAAGCUUUGACCACGGCAAUAAUAGUCCCAAUAGAAAUGAACGACGAAAUUGAUGAAGAGAGUUCCGUAAAAUUUUGCAUUUUCUUCAACUACGAUAAUGACCUUCCUAAGUACAGAAUUUCAUUCACGUUUGAGAAAAAGUACCCAUACUCGUACCCUAACAUCUACCUACAUAUGAGUAGGGCCCUGAGCAAGGAACAGACAACUCACCUUUCCUUGAAUGUAAAGAAAAUCUGUGCUAAAAAUUAUGGACGGAUUACUCUGUUCGAUAUUUGUAUCUACUCAAACGAAUAUUUCAAUAAAAUCAUGAGUCACAACUUUGAGAACCUGUGGGAAGAAAUGAAACACAGGAUGGAUGAUCAUCUGAGUAGGGGAAAACACAAUCUGCAUCAACAGGCAUCGGCGUGUUCCGAUCGGAAUGCCGCUGUGGAGAGUAUGACCGCAGGGACUGCUACUGGGGGAAUCACAAUUGGUAGCAAUAUCUCGGGGAAAACCCUGCCCGCUGGGGCGCCUGGGUUGUGGUCAUAUUCUUCUGAAUACUUUAGAACGCACAGGGGUGGAGCGACAUGGUUGGAAGAUGAACAAAGGAGAGAGACAGAGCUCAUAAAUAGUAGCUUUCGUUUGGAUGGUUGGCCCAACGCUGGAAACAGCAGCUGUGGUACCCAUGGGAACGGUGGAGAUAGUGGUAGGGGUAGCGCUUCCAAUGUGCGCACCCAUGACGGCAUGAAGGGUAACAGGAAUGUCAAUCGUAGCGGGAGCAAUCAGUCCAGUAGCAAUUUCCCUAUCGGGCACAACGUAGCCCCGCAGCGCAAACCUUGUCACCCUCCCUGUGAACGACGCAUUGGCCACCCAGGCGAGAGAUACUACCACAUGGCCCCCACCCAGGGAGGAAUAUUAUUCCGAAACAUACAUGAAUCCAAUAGCAUUUCGGGAUUCUCAUCCAUCAACAGCUGCAUCUUCGGAGGAGAAGAGGAACAUUUAAAUAUUUUUACAAAAAAAAAAAAGGAAAAAAUAACACAAGUCCGGAAAAUAUCGGAAGAUGAUAAACUGAAUGGGUUAAAAAAAGAAACAUUGGAAUCGAAUGAACAAAGAUUAAUCCCACAUGGAAACGGAAGGUUAAAGCAUUUCCAAAUUUUGAAGAAGACAAAAAUAAGUUACUACAGAAAUAGGUUGCUCGUAAGACACAACAUAGACACGAACAUGUACAUAAUUCACACGUAUGCCGUUCUAAGUGUUUUUGAUUUCUUGGCGUUUUUUUUAAACCAUCUGCUGCACUGCAACAGGGGCUUCAACUUGUUUUGCAACCUCGGUGAGAAGAGUGGUGAACAGGGGCAAACAGCGACCAAUAUAGCCAACGGUUCCACCCUUGCUGACAACGUGGAAAAGAAAAAAAAAAAAAAAAAAAACGAGAAAAAUGAGAAACUGUUCAUGCAAUUUUUAAAAGACAUAAACGAAUUCCGCACACAAAGGAAUAUCGAAAGGUUGUGCGACCUCUCGUGCCUUGAUUACUUCUGCAGUGAAUACGAACUGUAUGCCAGAAAGCAUUGCCUAAUGAGCACAGAGAACGAGAAGACGCUGCUACACGUGUUGAACGAGCUGAACUUUGCGCGCUUGAAAAAGGUAGUAAAACAUUUUCGUAUGGUCCAGAAAAUGAAUUUGAAGAAAAUUAUCCGGGAAAUUUUGAGGUUGACAAAAAUUCAACAUAAGUACUUAGCGAGGUACCACGUCUCCUGGUCGCAGAAGGAAUACGUCGAGCUAAACGAGGACCUCAGUGAGAACAGGGCCUUGUGUAGGGUGUUCGAGAUGGUGAAGAUACUCAUCCUGGGGAGGGUAUUUCGGAACUGUGAGGUGGGGAAUAGCCAUGCAAGUGGAGUAUCGGAAGCUAAAGAUACUCACCUGUGUACGUACGACCAAGCCAAGCAAAUAGAAGACCUCUUCCAAAAGGUGAGAAGCAGGGGCAACUGCGAAAGUGAACAAGUGACUGGGGAUAAGGAAAAAAAAAAAAAAAAAAAAAGAGAAAUCAUGGAAGGGAGCAGCAGCGCUGUACGUGAUGCAGACUCGUCUCCCCAAAGUGCAAACAGCUUCAGUCGAAGUUGCACAUUUCCGGAUGGGAGCAGCCCACAUCACGACAACAGCAAUGACCAUCGAUCGGUUAGAAGCCCUGGAGGGAAAAAAUGCAACAAGUACACGGACCCCCACGAAAAGACGAAAAAAAAAAAAAACAAAAAAAACAACUCUUCCACCCCACUUGGUGGCUACACUUCAACAUUAAGUGAAAGCACAAAUAAAAGAAAGAGCAUAUUCGACGGCACGAGCAAUGAGAAAGAGAAAGGGAAUAAAGACACCCAUGGGGACAACCCUAAACUCUCGCGCACAGAACGAAGGAUAAAUCAAAAAAUCAAGUUCAUACAAAGGUUAACUAGCAAAAAAGAAAAAAAAAAUUAUGUCCUAUACGUCCAGUGUGAAUACUGCAAGGGAGAAAUUUUGGAGAAAGAAAUUAAGAAGAAUUUUUUUCAAAAUAAUAAGUACCUCAUAUGGACUGUUUUUAGACAAAUUCUGGAGUGCCUAAGUUACCUGCACAAGAAGGACAUUUACUUGAAAAAUUUAACCACUGGGAAUAUGUUUGUGCAUGUGGACGAGUACGGGAUUCACGUCAAGAUUGUUAACUACACUGCGUGUAAUCUGAUUGGCUAUAUAUAUUUUUAUAGUUCUUCCUAUGAGCGUAACUGCUCUUACAUGGCUAAUUUUUUGAGAAACUUUUACCGCGGCGAGCAGAGGGAUAACCAUCGAGGUGAUAGUCCACAGGGGAGAGGUGCCUCGGAAAGAAGCAGAAGAGGCUACGAACAGGGAGAAGAGACAUUCCACGCAGAGACAGCCAAGGAAAGCACCAAGGCGAACAAAGGAGUCUCCUCAAAACAGGGAGGAACAACCCACACUCCGGAAGAAGGAGGAGAAGAAAAAAACUUUUCAUUCUUCUCCCACAUGAAAAAUCACAUAAGAAAGAAGCUUCUUGAAGACCAAAAGAAUUAUUCCACGAGGAGUGAAGCACCGCAGAAACAUAAGGAGCACGAUGAAUUCUAUACACACUCAUAUAAUCAACAUCUAUACAAUUAUCUAGCUAAACGCAAGUACAGCUAUGAGGAGUUGGAUUUGUUUUCCCUGGGAAUAGUCCUCUACGAAUUGUUGCAUGUCCCCUUUAAGUCAACAAGGGAAAAAAUGAUGAACUUGAGGAACAUGAUCGUAGAGAGAACCUUCCCAGAAGAUUUCGCGAAGAAUGCUGGCGAUGAUGGAGCUGUUAAGGUUUUGAAGUUUAUUUUAAUUAAUACGAUUAGUGAUUGCCUCGAGAAGGAACCACUUGGGAGACUGCAGUACCCGGACAUUUCAAACCUCAGCGCAAAGACGGACGACUGGAGAUGGAACCCGCACCUCGCCACCAGCAACAGAAGCGGCAUAAACAAGAACAACAGCAAUUACAACAACAAUCACGCGCCGUUGGCUAGUCAGGGGAAAAAAAAAAACAAAAAAAAAAAUUUCCUCGCCGUAGAUGGCUACAAGAGGGAAGUGCUCUACUUCAGGGAUAAAUCGCGCCUAGCAGGUGAGGAAGUGGAGGUAGAAAAGGCAGAAGCAAAGGAAAAGGCUGAUGCAAAAGAAAAAGAAGAAGUGUACGCACAUUUAAAAAGUGCCACCUGCGCUGCACGUGCUCCCCUUCCUGGCAGCUCCGCACCUUCUGCCAAUUUGGAUGCAGCGGACUUAUUGGUUAAUUCCCCCAAUGAAUCCCUCAAAGGAAAAAUGGAGGCGGAAAAAAAGGAAAAGGGCAAAACGGACUUGUCUGGGAAGGACGAUGAGGAUAAGACGCGCAAAAUAUCGGCGGAGCACCUCCUGAAUUGCCCCCUCAUACCCAUGGUCAUCCAGAGAGACUUAUUUAAAUACUUUUUGCAAAAACUGAAAAUAAACUCCUCUGUGGAGUGUAAAAACGUGUUAACAGUUUUGCUCAACAAGACGAAAGAAGGAAAUGAAGAGAGACUCAUGGGGACAAAUAGAAAUGCGAUAGCCUACACCAACGUCCGUACCUAUGAGUAUGACGUCAUCAGUAGCUACGUGUUUGACCAUAUCAGCACUGUGUUGUCUAAAAAAAACACAACGAACAGUCAUCCGCUCGCCUUUCUUUUGCACCCCGGAAGGAGAGGAGAUCCUCCACUGAUGGAACAGGCAACCGCGGAGAACAAGUUCGCGCAGAAGAAAAUUCCCACGAAUUUUAUUAAAAGGAUGGAAGUGCAGAAGAGAAGAAGUGCCAUGGGGGAAAAGAAGGUGUACUACUCGAACUACGGGCCAUCAGGGCGUGGUCAGCACGACGGCCAGCAUGGCACCCAGAAUAACGUCCAGCAGAGCAGCGAGCAGGGGGAUAUUCCAAUCAGCUCACAUGCCGACGCACAGGAAUGGGAUAAACGCCCGCCAAGCAACAAUCCACCGUGGGAGACAAAGAAAGAAACAGAGGAAGAGAAAAAUUUCCCAGUAUUAAACCGGUCCAACAAAAGAAUUGUUUUUAUUGAUAAAAACAACAAGCUGCUGUACGUCCCAUUUUACCUGACCGAGUCAUACAUGAAUGCAUUCCCCCAGGGGACCCAGGGAAAGAGCUUCAGCAGUUCGUUCUUCUUUUCGCAGAAUCACUUUUUGCAAAGAAGUCGGCAGGAGGAGAUGGUGCGUCGGGAGAACAGCGUUUUGUACAGCAGCGUGGUACGCGUAGACAGCCAGGGGGAUCUUCACUUCAGGGCCAGCCCUGUUAGCAGCGCCAGGAAAGAUAGCAAUGUCAACCAUGUGCACAAUACCGGUGAUAGUGCCCCUUACCCCCACCGCUCCAACCACAGCAGUGAGAGCGAGGACGGAGAUCCCGCACCUGUGCAGGAGACCCAUGUUAACCUCUCCUUCUGCGUGUAUCAGCUCAUAACCCUACACAACGUACUAAGCAUAUUGCACCGAUUCGAACACUAUUUGGGAAACUUCACCAUCAAAUGGUCCUAUACACACAUGCUAAUGCAGAUCAUCCGAGACGUCCUAUUCAUAGAUGAUGACGAAAGAGCUCAAUUCAUUUUAACCCAAUUACGACAGGCAAACAUCAAGUACAAGAAUUUUAAGAAGCUACUGUACUUUCUGAACUUAACCUACGACGAUAGAAUUUUGAAAAAAUUAUAUUCGAUAGUAGUGGACAAAUCGGACAACCUAAAACAGAAGAUGCACAAGGUUAAAAAAAUGUAUUUUAUGUUGGACCAUCAGAACAAGAAUGCCAUUAGCUAUUUAGUUUCUACUGUCAUUUAUUUGGAAAGAUUGUUUGAACACUUUAACAGAUCCAAGUAUACAUUCCUAUGGGACUUUUUCCUGGGCGAGUAUGAACAAGUGUUCUUGUUUUCCUUCGCCUUUGCUAUUUACCCUGAUGUUGAUCGAACUUGCCUGCUGUCCAUCGGGGGAGUUUCCACGGAUGCCUUUUCUCAUUCCACCGAGCGCCCUCCCAGCGAAGUCACCUAUAAUUUUGUCUACGAAAUUUUCGUGGACACCAUCUCCGCGUUGAUACUCCAGAAAGUCCAAAAGAACAACUGUAUCAGCAUGCACAUUGACUUCCACUCCCCCAGCGUAGUCAUCACGACCAAGGCGUACAAGCUGCUGGUGUACGCCUUCUCCCUUUACAACAACUUGAUCCAGAAUGGCAUAAAGUGCGAGUGCAAAAUUUCUCCCCUAGUCGAGACGUCCAAAUUCGAACAGGGCCUCCUCAAGUACAGUGAUAUAAAUAUCCACGUGCAAAUAAUACAAAAGGUAAACUCCAACACAUUCCUAAACAUUGAAGAUUACGAACGAUCACCCGAGACCAUCACUUCUAACAUAAUUGUAGAAGAAAAAGUAAAUAUCAUGUAUAGCACCCACAUUAUUCGCCUAAAUAUAAAAAAGAACUUCGAAAAUGAAUCCUCCCUCAUUAACUACAUAAAACAGUUUUAUACGAAGCGGUGA
This is a messenger RNA of Plasmodium knowlesi strain H, 6258 nucleotides long. Its product is annotated as protein kinase, putative. Gene Ontology annotation, molecular function: ATP binding; protein serine/threonine kinase activity; protein binding. NCBI's taxonomy places the organism in Eukaryota, Apicomplexa, Aconoidasida, Haemosporida, Plasmodiidae. The transcript is spliced from 5 exons. The record is from RefSeq and is a predicted model, not a curated record. Bases 1 to 6258 code for a protein of 2085 amino acids. Gene Ontology annotation, biological process: intracellular signal transduction; protein phosphorylation.